AUGAUGUCCCAGGAAGAUCUUGUUAAAUUUGAAUCUCUUUGUAGAUCCAUUUACGGCCAGGUUGAUAACGAUAGAAAAGAAGCGGAGAGACAACUCCACAUGUUCCAAAAAUUGGAGAAUUAUCCAAAGCUUAUCAUGAUAUUCGAUGCAAGUGUAGAUCCUCAUGCUCUCUUUUUUGCAUCCUCACAAAUUACCAAGAUGAUUACAAAUAAUUGGAAUAGCUUCUCCGCAGAAAAGAAGACCGAUUUGAGAAAUUAUUUAUUAAACUAUCUGGCAAAGAGAGGAAUUGAAGUUCCCAAGUUUGUAUCAUCAGGAUUACUGAAACUCGUUGGUAGAUUAACAAAAUUGGGAUGGCUAGAGGAUCAACAAAAUCGAGAUCUUCCGAGCAAAUUAAAAAGUACUUUAUACAAGUUACGAACCCACAACUUUCCAUUGUUGGACUCAGAAUUUUAA
Naegleria lovaniensis is the source of this 453-nucleotide messenger RNA. RefSeq lists its product as uncharacterized. The coding region runs from base 1 to 453 and encodes 150 amino acids. Gene Ontology annotation, molecular function: small GTPase binding; nuclear export signal receptor activity. Lineage: Eukaryota; Heterolobosea; Eutetramitea; Acrasida; Naegleriidae. Gene Ontology annotation, cellular component: nuclear pore; cytoplasm. Gene Ontology annotation, biological process: protein export from nucleus. The transcript has 2 exons. The record is from RefSeq and is a predicted model, not a curated record.